Messenger RNA from Pieris brassicae (large cabbage white), 4344 nucleotides. Its product is annotated as organic cation transporter protein-like. The transcript has 7 exons. Gene Ontology annotation, cellular component: membrane. The coding region runs from base 151 to 1749 and encodes 532 amino acids. Gene Ontology annotation, biological process: transmembrane transport. Lineage: Eukaryota; Metazoa; Arthropoda; Insecta; Lepidoptera; Pieridae. The record is from RefSeq and is a predicted model, not a curated record. Gene Ontology annotation, molecular function: transmembrane transporter activity.
ACGGCCGCUUAGUCGGUUUCGAACUUUCGUUCGAGUGUUAGUCUGCGUGUAACAAGAUUAAAAUAAUCGUUAAUGAAAGAAAAUUAUUAAGUGAGGUUAAUUAAUGGCACGUUAAGCAGCGUGUACACAUCUUCAGUUUCAUGUUAAAGGAUGGACAAGAAAGAAAUCAAUUUGGACUCGGUAUUGGAGAGUCUGGGACCGUACGGACGUUACAAUCUAUUGAAUUUCGUCCUUUUACUCUUCCCAGUACUGCUGAGUGCGUUCUAUGAGUGCGGCUUCAUAUUUGAGGCACAGGAACAAAUCUACCGGUGCAAAGUAGAUGGCUGUGAAAACACGUUCAACGACACAUCCUGGAUGCAGUACGCUAUACCGAGGGACAAUAACAAGGAAAGACCCGAGUCCUGUGAAAGAUAUGCCCCAUACACUGCCAUUGAACAUUGCACCCCGGAUGAAUUCAGUAAUAGAACCAUACCGUGUGAUAGUUUUGUGUAUGAGUUAAAUGGAUCUUUAGUCGAAGAGUUCGACCUAGGUUGCCAAGAAUGGAAGCGCGCGCUAGUAGGAACCGUCCACAACAGCGGAAUGUUCGUGGCCAUGCUGUUCACUGGGAUUCUCUCCGACCGGUUCGGAAGAAAGGCUGCAGUGGGUCUUGCAGCAACAGCAAGUUGCCUCUUUGGGAUACUAAGAGCUUUCUCACCCAAUUACGCCAUGUAUAUGGCAAUGCAUUUCUUUGAAGCUGCAUUUGGGGGCGGGUUGUAUCCGUCCGCCUAUGUCUUAGCUGUCGAGCUGGUUGGCCUCAAGCAGCGUGUGAUUGUCUCCGCCAUGUGCAAUAUGGCCUUUGUCGUCGGUGUCGUCCUCCUUGCCCUUUUGGCCUGGUUCGUUAACAAUUGGAGAACCUACAUUCUCAUACUCUACAGCCCAGCCAUCAUUGUUGGAUUGUACGUGUGGCUUAUGAACGAAAGCGCAAGAUGGCUGCUUAGCAAAGGCAGAAAGGAAGACGCUAUUAAAACAUUAAAACGAGCAGCGAAAUUGAACAAUAUGGAUCCCGCCAAAUUAGAUUUGGAUGCACUGAGCGAUCCCUUACUAAAGAGCGAGGUGACCCCAGACAAAAAGUCCCAAUUCUCAAAAGCGAUACGUUCUAGUAUUAUUUGGAAGCGUUUAGUUGUGUGUUCAUUUUUGUGGUUAACAUGUUCAUUGGUGUAUUACGGGCUGUCGAUAAACUCAGUGUCGCUAAGUGAUAACAAAUACGUAAGUUUUAUGUUGGUGACAGUUGUAGAAAUUCCGGCGUAUAUAAUAGUUGUGAUAGUGUUGGACAAGUAUGGCAGGAAAAAGACGAUGGUAGCUAAUUACAUGACGUGUGCGGUAACCAGUUUGCUGUUCGCUUUCUUGCCUAAAGGUAACUGGUACUCAAUAGUCUUAUACCUAAUCGGCAAGUGGAGCGUCACUCUCACAUACAGCUCAGUCUACAUCUACGUGUCUGAAGUAUUUCCCACUAACAUGCGGCAGAUGUUGCUUAGCAUUUGCUCUACCUCUGGGAGGAUAGGAUCUCUUAUUGCACCAUUGACACCUUUGCUGUCACACUACCACAAAUCCAUGCCAACAGUGAUUUUCGGUGGAAUGUGCAUCAUAUGCACCAUGCUCGUUUUUCUUCUUCCGGAGACACGAAACAUACGUCUACCAGACACCAUUGAGGAAGCUGAAGAAUUAUCUAGGAAAAAGAGAAGAGCCGAACCGUUAACUGACAUAAAGUAAAUCUUAUGAUCUGACGAACUUAUUGAAAAUCCAUUAGAAAAAAAUUAGCCGCUAAAAAUUAACUUACACCUAAAGUGGAUGGCUCCGGCAUCUAUAAAAAGAGUUUUAUGUUCCUAAGUGUGUCUUUGAGCUUACCACGUAACUUAAAUAGCGAUUUCAGUGAUUGACUCAAUGGAAAACUUUGCAUUGGUACCACUUAAGAACCUCUAUGGCGUUAUCUAAUGAAAAAACUCUGAUGUUGCUAAUUAACUUGAUGCUAAAACUAAAUAUAUGGGAAUCGAUAUUGAAGUUACGCAGUAAGCUUUCUAAUUGAGUUUAUUUUUAAUUUUAAAAGUAUCUUUUGUCAACGUUAUCUAUUUUUCAUUUGUAAAUAAAUUACCAAAUUACCAAGUGGUUCAAAAAUUAUACGGCCAAAGAAUAAAACAAGAAAUUAUAAAAUAUUGUUAUAUUCAUAGUGAUAAAAACGAAUUUCUAUAUUUCUUAUAUGUCUAAUUUAACAAAACUACUUAUCCAUCACAGCGUAAACAUUAUUUGACAGAAAGAUGAAAGAGUAUUUUUAAAUUUAGUAAGAUAUUCUAGAAAUACAAGAAAAAUAUUAUGUGACGGUAGAACAAUUUAAAAAUUUUCUGUCUACCGCCGUACAUUACCAUAAUAAUAUUAUACUAAAAAUUAAACAAGUCAACCUACAAAGAGUGCUUGAUCUUAAAUUGUGAUGAAGAGUGAUUUAUCUUAAAUUGUUAACAUUUGUUCUACUCGUGAGUAAAUAUUUACAUAUAUAUUACUCAUACUAGCUUUAAAGGCAAUUUAAAGACAAUAAUGCAUUUAAGAAUCUGUGGUUUCACAGUCUAAAAGCAAUUUCAUUAUUUACGACUUCUAUACAAUGCCACAGACUGCAUCAAAUUCCAUUGUGAUAACAAUGUUAUGACAAUAUUAAUGCGUGGCCAACAAAAUUGAUAGGGUUUUCAAAAAAAUAUAAUAUAUAUUUUUUAAAGAUACAAUUAUUAUUGUAAACUGAUUUGCAAUUAUUUUACUUUAAUUUUUAAUUAGAAAUAAAGACUAUAUUUAAAACAAAACAAAGAUAUGCAUGUAUUAUGUAUACUGAAUAAUCGUUAAGCCGAGCGAACGUAAAUCACAAUUUGUCAUAUAAAAUGCUUACAUACCUAUCACUGUAAGAAGCCUAAGUUCACAUAUAAAAUAGCUUUCUCAUCCCAGGAUACGAUUUAAUGUCAAAAAUUUGCGCUAAAUAUCAGUCACGACUGUUAAAAAUUUGACAUACGGCAGUCGUCUCUCUUACUCUUGAUCGACCAAGUCGUUAUAACUUAUAAGUCUUAUAUCUUAGGGCUCAUUCAGACGAACGGCACGUGCCAACUGCAAGCGUCGACGGCAGGCGUCAACGUUUCGGCGGCAGCUGUCGAUGGGUUUUUACGCUUGCAGUUGUUGCGUGCUACGUAACUAAUAUAGACAGAGAGCCAGUUGCAAAAUGGCUUAUGGCUUAAAUUAUGGCAAAAUGGCAAAAAGAAGAAACUUACAAGUUCCUCACACACAGCCGCCCAUGCCCUGUUUUUUUAUUAUUUUGUUACUAUAGUCUCGUAAUUUAUAAUUCCAAAUACAAGCUCUUUUAUUUACUGCAACUAUCAGCAAUUCAAUAUCAAUCUCUUCACUGGAGCUCAUUGUGUGGACGCGCGAGUCACGACGCUUGGACUAUUUGCAGUCGACUGACAAAAUGGUGGUCGUGGCACGCCACCACUGCAAGCGUCGACAAACGUUGACGCCUGCCGUCGACGCGCUAACGACUGCCGUCAACGGCAGCCGUCGACACUUGCAGUUGGCACGUGCCGUUCGUCUGAAUGAGCCCUUAGGUAGAAUGACCAAUUUCAAUGUUAUUACAGUGUUACAUUACAACAGUUUGUCAUUCGUAACUAUAGUACUUCAUCGGUGACCUGCAGAGAAACUCGAUCGACUUUUUAAUAAAAGCGCGGAAGGAAUUGCGUUUAGUUAAGUUUCACAGCCCUAACUCAUUGUAUGAAGAUUUGAAACUUCCUUUGUUUAUAGUAUGCACAAUGUAAGACGUACAUAACUUUCAUACUUUUAACACUUAUGACUUAAGCUUUUUAACAUAAUAUCAAAUACAAUCAUUAACUCGCUUCUGUAUUGUAUGACGCUUAAUGGCAGUCGUAUCGACAAACUAACUAACUUAAAACUGGUGUUUAUUAUAAUUUUUUCUUGUACAAAAAUAUUAGUAUUAUAUCAGUACUUGUUCUUCUAUUUUUUUUUAUAAAUAAGGUUUUGUAAUACAACAGAGUACUUCCUAAAACCAUAGACUAUGGACUUUUUUUUAAUAAUUCUUUACAUUACCUUUCAUUUACUCUGCUUACGUGAAUUUCUUUCUUUUAUAAUUUAUGAUACCAAAAUCUUAUUUUUAUGCUACAAUAUAUUAUUUUUAAAUUGAACAUUUAGAUUUACGUUUGUUAUCACCAAUAUUUUAAUCUUAAGUAGUACUAAUUUCUAAGUGAAUUUUGCAAUUUAUUAAGACAUAAUAAUCAGUAUUUUUGUAUAAUUGGAAUUAGGGACCAAUCGAUUAGCAACUUUUAUUAA